GGUGGGUCGUCGGGCCCCCCGGACCCCCGGGGCCGUGCCCCCUUCCUACCCCGUGCCCCCCGUCCGUGCAGCUUGGGCCGUGCGGGGCCUCGGCCCGGGCCCCCGGCCCUGACAGCCCGCCAUGCGCCUGGGCAGCCUUCUGCCAGGCCUCCCCCGGCCUCGCCUGCGCCCACCGGGCCGGGCAUCAGGUCCCUUCCCGCUUCUCGCCCGCACCUCGCCCGCAGCCCUGCUGCCCACCUCCAUCUCUGGGACAUCGGGUCGCCACCAAGGAGGCUCGGCGGGUAGCUCGCACCCAUCUGGGCGUCAUGGGCAGCUGUUCCGAAGUAUCACAGCAUCAGAUGCCAUCCAGCGGCAUCGCCGGAGCCUGGCAGAGUGGUUCAGCCGGCUGCCCCGGGAGGAGCGCCAGUUCGGGCCGACGUUCUCGCUGGACACGGCGCACGUGGACCCGGUGAUCCGGGAGAGCUCCCCGGAGGAGCUGCUGCGGCCCUCUGCCGAGCCGGCCCUGGAGAGCCAGCCCCCGCCCAGCGGGGCCCGCACCCUGCCCCUGCCCCACCUCUUCGACCCCGACGCCUGCGGGCGACGGGUGCAGACGGUGGUGCUCUACGGCACCGUGGGGACGGGCAAGAGCACGCUCGUCCGCAAGAUGGUGCUGGACUGGUGCCACGGGCGGCUGCCCGGCUUCGAGCUGGUCAUCCCCUUCUCCUGCGAGGAUCUCUCGGCCCCGGGCACCGCGUCCGUCUCCCUCUGUCAGCUCGUCACCCGCAAGUACCUGCACCUGCGCGAGGUGCUGCCGCUGCUGGGCACGGACGGCCCCCGGGUGCUCUUCGUGCUCAACGGCCUGGAGCGACUCAACCUGGACUUCCGCCUGGCGAGCACCUCCCUGUGCGCCGACCCCGAGGAGCCCGUGGACCCGGCGGGCAUCGUCGUUAACCUGCUGCGCAAAUACAUGCUGCCCGAGGCCAGCAUCCUAGUGACCACCCGGCCCUCCGCCGUCGGGCGGGUGCCCAGCAAGUACGUGGGCCGCUACGGGGAGAUCUGCGGCUUCUCCGACACCAACCUGCAGAAGCUCUACUUCCAGCUCCGCCUCAACCAGCCGGACUGCGGGCCCGCGGGCACCCCGGGCUUCCCCGUGGGCACCCCGGCCCAGCGCGAGAGCCUGGUGCAGAUGCUCUCCCGCAACCUGGAGGGGCACCACCAGAUCACGGCCGCUUGCUUCCUGCCCUCCUACUGCUGGCUGGUGUGCGCCACCCUCCACUUCCUCCACGCCCCCGCCCCCGCCGGGCAGACGCUGACGGGCAUCUACACGAGCUUCCUGCGCCUCAACUUCAACGGGGAGACGCUGGACAGCAGGGACCCCUCGCGGGUGUCCCUGAUGCGCUACGCCGCCCGCACCAUGGGCAGGUUGGCGUACGAGGGCGUGAGGGCACGCAAGACCUACUUCUCGGAGGCGGACGUGCAGGCCUGCCUGGAGGCCGGGGUGAAGACGGAGGCCGAGUUCCGCCUCCUUCACGUCUUCCGCCGCGAUGCCCUGCGCUUCUUCCUGGCGCCCUGCCUGGAGCCCGGGAGACGCCAGGACCUGGUGUUCACGGUGCCCGCCCUGCAGGAGUACCUGGCUGCCCUGUACAUCGUGCUGGGCGAGCGCAAGACCCCGCUGCAGCGCCUGGGCAAGGAGCUGGCCGAGGCCGUGGGCCGGGUCGGGGAGGACGUCAGCCUGGUGCUGGGCAUCCUGUCCAAGCUGCUGCCCUUGAGGGCGCUGCCCCUGCUCUUCAACUUACUCAAGGUGGUACCGCAGGUGAUGGGGCGGCUGGUGGGGCGGAGCCGGGAGGCGCUGGCCCAGGCCGUGGUGCUGGAGAUGUUCAAGGAGGAGGAUUACUACAACGACGACGUCCUGGAUCAGAUCGGCGCCAGCAUCCUCGGGGUGGAGGGCCCCCGGCAGCACCCCGACGGGCCCCCCGAGGACGAGGUCUUCGAGCUCUUCCCGAUGUUCCUGGGCGGCCUCCUGUCCAGCCGCAACCGGGCCGUGCUGGCCCAGCUGGGCUGCCCCAUCCAGACCCUGGACGCGGAGGAGAACGCCCGGGCCAUCAAGAAGAAGCUGGCCAAGCACCGGCGCGGGGAGCUGCCCCCGUCCGAACUCUUCGACAACCUCUUCUUCCACUUCGAGUUCCAGAACCAGCGCUUCUCCGCCGACGUGCUCCGGCCCCUGCGCCGCCUCAACCUGGCCGGCGUCCGCCUCACCCCGCUCAAGUGCUCCGUGGUGGCGGCCGUGCUGGGCAGCGGGGGACACCCCCUGGACGAAGUCAACCUGGCCGCCUGCCAGCUGGACCCCUCCGGGCUCCGCACCCUCGCGCCAGUCUUCCUGCGCGCCCGUCGGCUCUGUCUGCAGCAGAACAACCUCGGCCCCGAGGCCUGCCGGGAACUCCGAGACCUCCUCCUGAAUGACAGGUGCCAAGUCGCUACCCUGCGGCUCUCCAACAACCCGCUGACGGAAGCGGGUGUGAAGCUGCUGGUCGAGGGACUGGCAGGCAACAGCUCGGUGACCCACCUGUCUCUGCUGCACACGGGGCUGGGCGACGGGGGGCUGCAGCUGCUGGCGGCCCAGCUGGGCCAGAACCAGCAGCUGCAGGAGCUCAACGUGGCCCACAACGGGGCGGGGGACGCUGCCGCCCUGGCCCUGGCCCGCGCCGCCCAGGAGCACCCCACGCUGAAGAUGCUGCACCUCUACUUCAACGAGCUGAGCACGGAGGGCCGGCAGGCGCUGCAGGCGGUGCGGGAGACCCCGAGCGGGGCCCGCGUGGUGGCGUCGCUGAUGGAAGGGGCCGCCGUGUCGGAGCACUGGGCGGUGAUCUUGGGCGAGGUGCAGCGGAACCUGCGCAGCUGGGACAGGGGCCGGGUGCGAGGCCACCUGGGGCUGCUGCUGAGAGACCUGGAAGACAGCCGGGCUACCACCCUCAACCCCUGGCGCAGGGCCAAACUGCUGCGGGUGGAGGGCGAAGUCAAGGCCCUGCUGGAGAGCCUGCAGGACCCGGGCACUUAGCCAGACGCCGGGAAGCGAGCCGGGCUGCCCCGCUGGGGAGGCCUCCUCGGCUGCGGGGAGCACUUGGGGGUGGGAAAUCGAGACUCGGUGGGUGAACGCCCCCCCCCCAACUCCACUCCCCUGCGAAGCCCACAGGGCAGAUUAGCCCCAAGUUCAUGCCCAGAGGCGGGCACGGCAUGAUGCUGUCUUCCAGGGGGCCGGAGGGCACGGCGGGCGAGGCCUCGGCCUUUGACCCGGCCUCUCGGACUACCCCUCCGCGCCUCCUCCAGAGGCCGGAGAUCCAGGCCGCCCCCUCGUUUGGGGUCCCUCGGUCUGUCCGGAGAGGUGGAGGAAGAAGCCCCACGGGCAGGAGUUGUGAGUUUACUCCCCCGCCUACUCUGGGGCCUUUUGCCCCAAUCUGCUGUUUGUGCCUUCUCUCUUUCGCCGCUCUGACCCACACUGUCCGUGCCCAGCUGGAUGCCCGGGGCUGGAGGGACUCCCAGGGUCCACGAGUCCCGACUUGCUGCCAUUAAAAGCCAAAUGCCACUUA
Molecule: messenger RNA, 3563 nt
Organism: Ornithorhynchus anatinus (platypus)
Lineage: Eukaryota; Metazoa; Chordata; Mammalia; Monotremata; Ornithorhynchidae
Gene: NLRX1
Product: NLR family member X1
Exons: 9
Coding region: 122-3034 (970 amino acids)
Biological process (GO): negative regulation of canonical NF-kappaB signal transduction
Cellular component (GO): mitochondrion
Molecular function (GO): protein binding
Source: RefSeq, a predicted model, not a curated record